Molecule: messenger RNA, 1948 nt
Organism: Onthophagus taurus
Lineage: Eukaryota; Metazoa; Arthropoda; Insecta; Coleoptera; Scarabaeidae
Source: RefSeq, a predicted model, not a curated record
AACAUUUCUGUUACCAAACCGACGCCGGCUAUCUCCAUUUUGUCGUUUGCUUGAAACUGACAGCGUUAUAUAUUCUUUAUCUUCAGUUUCUCCGAGAUAAUUUUAAUCUGUAACAAUGGCUGAUGGUACCAGCCCCGGCACAACGACAAAUUCUAAUCCUCCCAUACAACGAUCCAACAGUGGAAAUGUCUCUGGAGGAGGUGGUGGUGGUGAUCGAGGUAGUGGCGGGUCCAGAGGUAUGCGUGGUGGAGGCCAACGAGGAGGACGCGGAAAUUACAUGCGUGGACGUGGAGGUCCACCAGGAGGUCGUGGAGGUGGUGGUCCAAUGAUGAGAGGUGGUCGCGGUGGUCCAGGUGGUCGUGGGGGUCCUAGAGGGGGCCCUCGUGGUCGUUUUGGAGGACCUCAAGGUGGUGGUGGUCCAUCUGGUGGAGGUCCAUCCGGACCUGGAGGAGAUAAUCAAGGACCACGAGGACCUAUGGGAGGUCAAAGAGGUGGACCUAGAGGUGGAAUCGGCGGUGGUGGCGGCGGUUUCCGUGGAAGAGGCGGCCCACCAAGAGGUCGUGGUGGACCAGGAGAUCGUGGUGGGCGUAUGAAUGAUAGGGGUGGACAAAGAGGAGGACGUGGAGGAUUUAUGCAGAGGGGUCGAGGUGGUCCGAUGGGAUCAGGCGGUGGUGGUCCACCAAAAAGAGGACAAUCUGGACAACAACAGGGUGGACCAGGCGCGAAAAGACCUAGAUUUGAAAAUGGUGGCUCUACAAACGGAUUUGGCGGACAAAGACAAAGUUAUGGAUCUGCUAAUACUGGAAAUCAAGGACAAGGAGGAUAUAGCCAGCAACAACCUUACGGACAAACGCAGUCGUUUGGAAAUCAAAAUCCCUAUGGACAAAGUCAAGGUGGAUAUGGAGGAGGUGGCGGAACUGGGGGAUAUGGAAGCAAUCAAUAUGAUGGGGGCAGUUACCAACAAAGUUAUCAAUCUGGUGGAGGCCAAGGUGGUGGUGGUGGAUAUGGAGGUGGUGAUAACUAUGGACAGAGUUAUGGUGGAGCUGGAGGUGGUAGUGAUGGAUAUGGCCAACCAGGUUACAAUAGUGGAGUCAGUGGAGGUUACCAAAGCCAGUCGACUGGAUUUGACAGGGGAGGUUAUGCAUCAACAGGUGGCUAUGCGCAUAUAUAAACUAAAAACUGAACAAAGAGUGGCCAAGAGGAUUUCCUAAAGAAUGUGUGUGAUAUCCCUGAUAAACAUUACACCUAUCAUGAUAAGGAUUCAUUAAUUUAUUAUUAUUAGUGUUCUUAUAUGUAUAAUAUUUAAGUUAACGCAUUAAUAAUACAGGUAUAUAAAUAAUGCGAAGUUUCUUUUCGUUUCUGCUGUUGAAUUAAAAAAUAAAACAAUUAAAACUAAUUUGAAAAAAAAAUAAAUGUGUUUAAGGAUCUGUUUUUCUGUACAUGAUCUGGAACAGUUUCUGCAAUUAUUUUCUACUUGAACAUUUCAGGUUCAUCGAACCAAGGUAGACGCUUCUAAUUAUCUCACCAAGGCUAUUAAUUUAAACAGAAUUCAAGAUAAAAAUAGAGUAAUAAAUAAAAGUUAAUUAAAUAGUUUAUAAAUACGAUAAUUAUCAAGAAUGAACAAAAUGUAUAUCGUUCAAUAACGUUUCCAUUUUGAUAUUUGUGGAAUUGAGAGAUCGUUAUUUUAUUUCAGUUAUUAUUUUUUUUUUUUUAAAGAUGACCAUUUUUUUGGCAAUAUGAUUUUAAUGAAUAAUUUUUUCAUGUGUCUGUGGACGUGUGUUUAUUUAAGUAGAUUAAGUGUUUAAAUUAGUGAAGAAAUUCUCUGAGUGACUAUCUUUAAAAUUUUUUUUUUUAAGCGUAGAAUGAUUGUUUUUUUGUGAAAAUGUUUACAUAAAGAUCAAUGAGUAACUACAUACAAUUAAAUAACUAAAUAUAAAUUAACUCAAUA